Messenger RNA from Colias croceus (clouded yellow), 3848 nucleotides. RefSeq lists its product as uncharacterized. NCBI's taxonomy places the organism in Eukaryota, Metazoa, Arthropoda, Insecta, Lepidoptera, Pieridae. The transcript is spliced from 17 exons. The record is from RefSeq and is a predicted model, not a curated record. Gene Ontology annotation, biological process: cell-cell junction assembly; calcium-dependent cell-cell adhesion; homophilic cell-cell adhesion. Gene Ontology annotation, molecular function: calcium ion binding; cadherin binding. Gene Ontology annotation, cellular component: plasma membrane; catenin complex; adherens junction. Bases 130 to 3804 code for a protein of 1224 amino acids.
AGUACUGGCGCAUUUAUCAAAAGUGAUUUAUUGAAAUAAUCGAUAAUAAGUGUACAAGUGGUGCUUAGGUACUGAAUUGAGUGACGGUGUACAUAUUUGUGAUGAAAGUCUUCAGAGCUAGACUCCAAAAUGGUUCCAAAAACCUUCCUUUUAAUAUAUUUGGCAACAUCCCUACAGUUUGUUUAUUUAAGCAGCGGAUGUCAAAUUGAGGGUAUCACUAACUGGUUGAUACAAGUAGAACAAAGCGUCAUAGAUACUCAAAUUGGCACAUUUUUCGAUAGAAGUACUACUAAUAUUCAAGGUAUAACUAACAUUGCAUACCGCGAUGGCCUCAACCGGGGUCCCUAUAUCGAUGUGGCGUAUCGGGAUUCACGUUUCAUAGUUGGCACUAAAGAUAAUUUCAAAGACUAUGAGGAAUAUGAAACCUCUCAGAGUAUGGGGGUAACCGUCACCUUCAGUUGUACUGGAGGAUCGUCAUCAGUUUUGGUUAUGAUUAUAAAUAUCAUUGACACGAAUAACAAUGCUCCCAGAUUCCUUCCAUCGGACAAUUACGAAUUUUUCGUAAUACCUCCACUGCCACCAGGCUUCACUGUAACUGGAUGUGAAGAUCUAAUAAUUGCUCGAGACAUAGAUCUCACAACACAAAGAGUCGACUUUACGAUCGAGGACAAUCCAUACUUUGAAAUAUUUUAUGAUACAUCUUCAUCAGUUCCGAAAGAAUUUAACGCGGUUCUGAGAGCAAAGAUGUUGAUACGAACGAUACCGGAAUCUCUUAAUUUCAAUAUUACUGCAACGGAUGUUGAUCAAACCGGCGAUCCACCGCUAAGCCAAACAGCCACAGUUCGCAUCACCGCAAAUGAACAAUUCCUAUUGCCUGAAGAAUUAAUAUUCUCGAGAACAUUUUAUAUGAUUAAUUACACGCCUGAGCAUACAUUAAUAAGCGAAGACAGAAUUUAUUUAAGACAAGGAUAUGAUGAUGAAGUGAAAUUCUCUUUUGAAGGGCAAUACUCAAACUAUUUCGACUUGAACUACUCUGGAAAUGAAAUAACGUUUGAAGUUAAGUCACAACUGACUGCAGAAAUUUUAAGAGAAAAUCAAAUAUAUCUCAUUCUUAGAGGAGACAGAGAAAAUACAGCGGGAACUUCGUCUACUAUUAUAAUACAGCUUCCAACAGACACGCCACUUGAACCAGAUGCAUCUUUUGACAAAGUAUUGUACACGGGACGUUUAGAAGAAAAUGUGGUAACUCAUGAGGCUAUAACGAUACAUGAAUACAGUGGAGACAUAACAGUUUCAGGAGAAUAUGGAGACUACUUCACUGCAUCUUUAACAAAUGGAGUAGUGACGGUUCAAGCAACAACUAUUAUACCAACCAACAAUAUAAACUACAUUGCCCUAAAGCUCAUAGCAUCGCAAGAAAGCGCUGUACUUAUUUUGGAUAUUGCCAAGCCAGACACACCAAUUGAACAGGAUGUAACUUUUGACAAAGUAUUAUACUCGGGGCGUUUAGAAGAAAAUGUCGUAACUCAUGAGACUAUAGCGAUACAUGGAUAUAGUGGAGAGAUAACAGUAUCAGGAGAUUAUGCAGACUACUUCACGGCAACUAUAUCAAAUGGAAUAGUGACGGUUCAGGCAACAACUACUAUACCAACCAACAAUAUAAACUACAUUGCCCUAAAGCUCAUAGCAUCGCAAGCUAGCGCAGUACUUCUUUUGGAUAUAAUUCAAUCGGAUUCCCCUGCUCCUCCAUCGGUGAGCUUUACCUCACCCUCGUAUAUUAUUCGGACAAAUGAGGCCCAUACAGGAUUCAUAGGUCAAGUGGUUGCCAAUGCUGACAAUGGAGAAACCGUCAGCUACUCACUGGAGAUAGACAAUGCACAAUUACAGGAACGUCUCUCUAUCAAUGGUAAUGGUGAGAUCCAUUCUUCAGCACCAAUAGAUGUCGGUACCUACAGCUUCCUCGCUGUUGCAACUACAGUCACAACCCGGGUCUCUGCUAGUGCAACGAUUCAGCUAACAGUAGACGCCUCAAGUUCAGUUUUGUGUAACGAUACAAUAACUUUGCCUCCACUGCUGAUCAUUGAACGUUAUGAAGAAGAACCUCAUUUGAACUUGGUACCGCUCGAAGCUUAUCCCGACUGCCAGUAUCAACUCGUAAACAAAUGGCCAAUCGACCAAACCUGGAUAUACGUCGACCAAAACGGUCUACACACCCGUGCCAUAGACAGGGAACACGAAUCUAUUGCCUUCAUGCACGUAUCGCAAGUUCAAGUCGAAUUAAAUUUAUACUGCGACAAUGAACUGAGGAGGAAACGGUCGUUAAACACAGAUGUCGAAAAUGACCCGAAAUCUUACGACUACGGUCCAAAUAAUUGGAUAUUAACCGACAGUAUACAGUAUAACCCGAGACGAUCUUUGGUGAACCUUAUAGUCCUGGAUAUUAAUGAUAAUGCGCCAAUAUUUGUAGGAAAGGAAAACGAACCGAUAACGGUUGGAUAUCCUCGAGGAAGUAUAGAUGAAUUCAUUCUUCCCAGAGCACUCGCUGAAUUAAAAGCAACCGACGCAGAUAUAGGUGAAAAUGCCGAGUUAUUAUACUGGAGUUCAGAUAGCAAUAUAGUUGUGUCACCAGGCACCGGCUCAGUACAUGUACGGAACCCUGUGAACCUUGAAGACAACACUCGCAUCAUUGUUAAAGCCACCGAUAGGAAUGGUAGCGGACUCACCGGCACGAUUGAACUUUUGGUGAAAUUAUUAGAUACAAAUCACAUAGCAGUUGUAUCUGUUCGGAAUGCUUUUGUUAAUGAUGAGAGUAAAGUAUUGGACAAUCUGACUACUGCUGUAGGAUAUGAAAUCAAAGCCCUCAAAUCAACUGUUGUGCCUGAAAGCAAUGAGGAGGACAGUCUUCGUCGUUAUGGACGUAUGUUGCAAGGGAUGAAAGAAAAAUCUAGAAAAAAACGUGAAAUUGAUACAACAGGGGCACUACUCAGACUUUAUAUUUAUGGGCUGAGAAACAGUCAACCUAUUGAUGUCACGCAAUUAAUAAGAGAUCUCAAUAACAAUAAUGUGGUGACUUUUGGCCUAGCGCAAGUUCUAUCGCUGAAAGAUUAUCUAGAAGGUCUCCAGAUAUGUCCUAUUCCAGCCCGUGAAACAGGCUUGUUGGCGGCCACCAUAGCUCUAGCCGUCGCACUAUUCAUCAUCCUUAUAGCUAUUGCUGUAUUGGGUUAUCUCAGAUGGAGAAGGAAGCCACAUUAUGACCAUUUUAGCGAUCAAAACAGUUUAGCAUCUCGAAAUGAGUCUAUUGCAGUUGACAAACCUGAUUUUAUUACAAUACCGCCAGAGAACAUUAAAGUUGAUAAACCUGACUUUAUAACAAUGCCGCCAGACAAUAUUCAAGUUGGGACACCUGAUUUAGUUACAAUAUCUCAGAACAAUAUAGAAGAUAUGAAAAGAAGAGGGAAAAGCCUUGAAGAGCUACUUGAUGCUCCUGAAAAAGGAGUCAAUGAAGUGAUUGUGGAACCAGUGCCCGAAGAGAAGCAGACUCCCAAAACUGUUUCUUAUGAACUUCCAAACGACACAAUCGUUAAUAUAUCAACGACGAAUCCUGAUGGUCCUAUUGUCAUCCAAUCUAUUGAUAAGUUAAAAGACAAUCUAGAUGAAUCAGAGGAUGAUGAUGAAUUUGGUGAAAAGCAGCGUGCCAGACGGAAAUCUGUAGUAACGUUUAAUGAAAAUGUAGAAAAAAUUAUACACUUAGAAGACGGAACCGAUGAUGACUCCGAACCCGAUUUGGAAGUGUAUGAAUUUUAAAGAGUUUUUUUUUAUAUGUAAAUUAUAAUAAAUAUAUUUUUUAA